GUUUUCCCUCCAAGCCCGCGGGGCACGUCGUUAUUUAAAAUGCACAACAACCGAGGGGUCUAAACGUUGACACCGCCAUUGAAAAUUUUAAACAAUCAAAGUUUUCGUCGCUUUAGGACACCAAGGCUCCUCAAAUCUAGGAGCAAACGAAAUUCUGGUGCUUUUGUUUUGACUGGUCAUGCCCGGUCGUGUUGUGUGCAAAGGGCUAGUUUCCUCGUCGACCUUUAGGACCUGACGCUGACUGAAUUGGAUCAUUAGGUCCUUCUGAACUGAAGAUGAGUUUGAAUCUCAACGAAACCGUCACUCGUACGCCAGCCAGACAAAGGCCUCUGAGUCUGGAAUUACAGCAAGUGAUUGAGGAAAAAAAUUUGCUCAACACAGACGCAAGGUGCAAGGUGAUCAGUGCAUUGAGUGAAAUAAAUGGACAUGAAGCACUUCAUUCAUCUCUGAGAUCAAGAGCCACACAAGAAAUUCUGUCCUCUGAAUUGAGCUACGUGAAGCAACUUGAAAAUGUUAUGAAGUUUUUCAUGGAACCAAUCAAACAACGAGAACUGAUGUCUUCUGAGAAUUUUGCAACAAUAUUUGGCCAGAUCGAGACUGUCUAUAGAGUUGCUGGAGCUUUAGUUGCAGAGCUGCAAGCUUGCAAAAAUGACAACUUGGCUCCGGCUUUUGUGAGAUUAGCACCAUUCUUGAAAAUGUACUCUGUGUAUGCUUGUGGCUAUCAAAAGGCAUCGGAAACUCUCCAGAAUCUUCGUUCUGGAAAACACGGUCUCGCCCUCCAUACUUUUCUGCAAGGCCAAGAGUCAAGACCAGAGGUUGGGUGCACUCUGCAGGCUCUUCUGAUUGCACCAGUGCAAAGAUUGCCACGCUACAGGCUCUUACUAAAGGAAGUGGCCUCGCACACUGCAGAUGAUGAUCAGAACUUGGAAACUCUUCAAGAGGCCCUAAAAGGUGUGGAAGUCAGUGCUGCACAUGUUGAUGCUCUCUUAUCCGAACAAGAGCAACUUCAACGACUAUUUGAUCUACAAGAGAGCCUGCUUGAUAACUGGCCUCAAGUCAUCAAACCAGGAAGAACAUUUUUAAAGGAGGGUUCUUUCAUGAAGGUUGCCAAAUGCGGCACAAAGGCUGUGCAGGUGCAUUUGAUUUUAUUAUCUGACAUGUUUCUCUGCUGCCGAGUUCGAUCUGGACAACUUGAUUGUCGAUAUGCCUUCCCUCUCGACAGAUCGAGCAUCGAAAAUGUUUUGGGACAGGCUGUGUUUAAGAUCUCUUGUGGCACAGAGACACUCCUUCUUUUUGCUAAAAACCAGGAUGAUGGUGAACUGUGGACGGGGCUUAUGCAGAAAACAAUAAAUGAGUUGAAGGCUUGCAGACAGACGCUGAAAAAGCACACCAGCAAAAAAAGGUUGCCUAAGCGCAUUGAGGACCUAGAGGAAGGUGCAGCCCCAUCUUCUAACCUAUUUACGCGUACCCUGCGUAAAAGAAAGCAAUCCUCUCCGAGUAGCUCAACAACUUCUUUGAACAGUAAGAAGUUCCGUUCGAGCGCUCGCUACCUUUCACGCUUAACACCAAGUCCUCCCAAGGACAGUCUGUACCCAUUGAGAAAGCAACAAGCUCUCAAGGCUCACAAAACCCUCAAUUCCUCUCCCUCUUGCUUCUCUUCGAAAAAGAAGAAUGCUUUUGAUUGGUCAAAGGUGGAGUCAAAAGAAGAGGCCAAGUGCCUUUUCUCUGAGAAAACUGACAAAUCUACUGAAGAGAAAGAGGCUGAAGAGUUGAUCAUUGAGAAAAAUCAAGCCACAUGGUCAAAGCACUGUAUUGACCUAGUGAGAAAUGUUGCGAAUUUAAUCAGAUCUGCUUUUAAACCGUAGUUCCUUAUUGAAUACUUUACAAAUUUUAAGAUCUUUCUGACAAGAGAAUGUUCUUCCACUGCCUUUGAAAGUUAAUGAUAAUAUGUAUCUUAUCUUGAUGGAGAAAAUAAAUAAAAUUAAGACAAAAAUAUUAU
Neocloeon triangulifer is the source of this 1999-nucleotide messenger RNA. RefSeq names its product FYVE, RhoGEF and PH domain-containing protein 2-like. The coding region runs from base 276 to 1865 and encodes 529 amino acids. The record is from RefSeq and is a predicted model, not a curated record. Gene Ontology annotation, biological process: intracellular signal transduction. NCBI's taxonomy places the organism in Eukaryota, Metazoa, Arthropoda, Insecta, Ephemeroptera, Baetidae. Gene Ontology annotation, cellular component: cytoplasm. Gene Ontology annotation, molecular function: guanyl-nucleotide exchange factor activity. The transcript is spliced from 9 exons.